Messenger RNA from Ilex paraguariensis (yerba mate), 789 nucleotides. The record is from the annotation of a GenBank genome assembly. NCBI's taxonomy places the organism in Eukaryota, Viridiplantae, Streptophyta, Magnoliopsida, Aquifoliales, Aquifoliaceae.
CAAGCUCAAUAUUUACUCCCCAAUUCGCACACAAACUUCCGCGAAAGAACUCACCGUAGAGACACAGGGAGAAGAGCUACUGAGCAACGGAGCAGAGCCUGAUUCGGGUUUUUGUGAAACAGAAAUUCGAAAACGGACUGACAGAAAUGGGAAUUCCGUCAAUCAUCAAGGACGGAUGGGCAAAUCGAAGACAAUCUCUCUUGAUUGCUUCGCCCGCUGAAGAACGGAAGAUCAUGAACGCAAGGGAUUGUACUCAAGAAGGUGUUCGUGCGGGAGUCAAGGCAGCUUCCAUUGCAUGUGUUGCCAGUGCUGUGCCUACGUUGGUUGCUGUUCGUACUAUUCCUUGGGCAAAGGCAAACCUCAACUAUACUGCUCAGGCACUCAUUAUAUCGGCUGCAUCCAUUGCUGCAUACUUCAUCACCGCAGACAAAACCAUCUUGGAAUGUGCAAGGAGAAAUGCGCAGUAUGAUAAAUCAGCUUAACACACAGGAUCUGAAGCUGAGUUGUGCCUCCUCAAGUUUUUCUUCUGUGCAGGGAGUUAAUACUCCCAUCUUAGUUUGUGUUGUAGCUCAUAGUGUUUCCAAGAUAUUCAUGUUGGAAUAUAUGGACACAGGCUCUUGUCGUUUUGGCACAGUUUUGAUUUUGUGUCUUUGUCUGAUCAUAUUACAUUUGUCUCUUCAUCUUAUCAGACUAUGCUUUUCGGUUAUUAUUGACAAUUCUGAACAUGACCAACUGAUUUUAUUUUACAAAAAGUUGAGUUAAUUGAAUCUAGAAUUAGAAUUGUUGGUG